AUGGCAGCUUUAAGAGCAGGAGUAGUAAUAUCAGCAGUUGUGGUAGUAAUGGUAGUAGUAGUGGUGGUAGUAGCAGUGGUGGUGGGUGGUAGUAGCAGUGGUGGUGGUGAUAAUAGUAGUGGUAGUAGCAGCGGUGGUGGUGAUAGUUAUAGUAGCAACAGUAUUGGUGAUGGUAGUAGUUGUGGUUGUAGUAGUAGCAGCGCCAGUGGUGGUGAUGGUAGUAGUAGUAGUAGCAGCAGUGGUGGUAGUUAUAGUAGCAACAGUAUUGGUGAUUGUAGUAGCGGUGGUUGUAGUAGUAGCAGCGGCAGUGGUGGUGUUGGUAGUAGUAGUAGCAGUGCACCCAAGUUCUCAUGCCCGAGUUCACAAGAGCGCGUCGCUGGGAACCUGUCCUGA
This is a messenger RNA of Cryptotermes secundus, 393 nucleotides long. RefSeq names its product loricrin-like. The transcript is spliced from 2 exons. The record is from RefSeq and is a predicted model, not a curated record. The coding region runs from base 1 to 393 and encodes 130 amino acids. NCBI's taxonomy places the organism in Eukaryota, Metazoa, Arthropoda, Insecta, Blattodea, Kalotermitidae.